AUGCAGGUGCGACAGUGGCGACAUUAUGACGUGGCGCAAUCUGCUGAUAACACCUGCAAGCGAGCUCUCGUUACUGCGACUGCAAAUCCGCAUGUGGAAGCUGCCAUCAAGGCGAACUUUAAGAAAACAGAUGCCGAGUUCUCAAUGUCGCGAGGAUUGAGAUACCGAAGGCCUUCAAACUUGCCUUCAAACGUGCCCACGAUCGGCAUCAGUGGCACAGUGGGCGGUGUCGACAAUCUACAACCCAAAUUGACGUACGACGCAACAAUGACGACGAUGAUGCGCAAGGGCCUUACGGGCUACCAGCUACUAUGA
Dibothriocephalus latus is the source of this 315-nucleotide messenger RNA. The record is from the annotation of a GenBank genome assembly. NCBI's taxonomy places the organism in Eukaryota, Metazoa, Platyhelminthes, Cestoda, Diphyllobothriidea, Diphyllobothriidae.